UCCGCUGUCGGAGGCUAAGUAUUUUAGCGCUUCCGGACUUGCGCACAGUUUUGUGCCCAGGAAUUCCGUAACGUGGACGUGAGGUAGACCGGGCAUUGUUAUUUAAGAAUGGAAGAGGAUACAGAUUUUAGAAUCCGGUUUAGUUCUUUGUGUUUUGUUACUGAUCAUGUUGGAUUUUGUGGCACUAUAAAAAGCUCACCAAGUGAUUUUGUUGUUAUAGAGAUUGAUGAACAGGGACAAUUAGUUAAUACGGCACCAAGUAAACUGAUUAGUAAAAUACUACCUGAGCCAAAUAACUUUGCCAAAAAGACAAAACUUGAUCUUCAGAAUUUAUCCUUUGAAGAGGGAAGCAACCAAGAAGUUAGUAUUUUUGCUGGGUGCUCUGGUGCUGAUCAAUAUCAUCAAUCUGGUUCAGAAAGGGAAGAUACUAUCAGUGAUGGAACUUCCAAAGGCGAAGAACAAACAGUUGAUGAUUUAGGUACCUUGUUGGAUGAAAAAACUAACGAACUACUGAAUCACUUUGCCUGUGAUAUAAAAGAGAAGUGGAAUUCUAAAACUGAGCUAAUUGGAUCAUCUCCUGAAUUCUCAUUAGGCAGAAUCCUUGACAAAAACCAGAGGGCUAUUCUGCACAGUGCUAUUAGGCAGAAAUUUCCUUUUUUAAUAACUGUAGGUAAAAACAGUGAGAUUGUUGUAAAACCAAAUCUUGAAUAUAAGGAACUCUGUCACUUGGUAUCUGAAGAAGAAGCAUUUGAAUUUUUUAAAUAUUUGGAUGCAAAAAAAGAAAAUUCCAAAUUUACUUUUAAACCUGAUACAAACAAAGACCACAGAAAAGCUGUCCACCAUUUUGUCAACAAAAAGUUUGGAAACCUUGUGGAAACCAAAUCUUUCCCUGAGCUCAAUUAUAGUGCUGGCAAUCCAAAUGUAGCAAUAACAGUAAGAUUUCGGGAAAAAACACACAAGCACAGGAAGAGGUCUCUUUUUGAGUACCAGGAUCGAAAAGUUAUAUAUACAGCCUUUACGCUACGGAAAGAAAAUCUGGAAAUGUUUGAAGCAGUUGGUUUUUUAGCUAUGAAACUUGGUGUGAUUCCUUCAGAUUUUAGUUAUGCAGGCCUUAAAGACAAGAAAGCUGUCACCUAUCAAGCAAUGGUUGUUAGAAAAGUGACUCCAGAGAGGUUGAAAAAUAUUGAAAAAGAAAUUGAAAAGAAAAGAAUGAAUGUGUUUAAUAUUCGAUCUAUAGAUGAUUCCCUUAGACUUGGUCAGCUCAAAGGAAAUCACUUUGAUAUUGUCAUCAGAAAUUUAAAAAACCAGAUAAAUGACUCUGCAAACCUGAAAGACAGAAUUUUAGAGGCAAUAGAAAAUGUUAAGAAUAAAGGGUUUGUAAAUUACUAUGGACCGCAGAGAUUUGGGAUGGGAAGGAAAGUUCACACUGACCAGAUUGGAUUGGCUUUGCUGAAGAGUGAAAUGGUGGAGGCUGUAAAAUUAUUUCUUACACCAGAAGAUUUGGAUGAUCCUGUAAACAGAGCAAAGAAAUAUUUUCUUCAAACUGAGGAUGCUAAAGGCACACUUUCAUUGAUGCCUGAAUUCAAAGUUCGAGAGAGAGCAUUGUUGGAGUCACUGCAUCGCUUUGGCAUGACGGAGGAGGGUUGUAUCCAGGCGUGGUUCUCUUUUCCCCAUUCUAUGCGCAUAUUCUACGUUCAUGCAUAUAGCAGUAAAAUUUGGAAUGAGGCAGUAUCCUACAGACUUGGAACCUAUGGGUCAAGAGUAGUAGAGGGUGAUUUGGUCUGUUUGGGUGAAGAUGUUGACGAUGAACAUUUCCCAAAUAAUAAAGUUCAUCUAGUAACUGAAGAAGAGGAAUCAGCUAACACAUAUGCAAUACAUCAGGUGGUUCUUCCAGUGCUUGGAUACAAUAUUCAAUACCCGAAGAACAAAGUAGGGCAGUGGUACCAGGAAAUACUUAGCAGAGAUGGACUGCAGACAUGUAGGUUUAAAGUACCUACUCUGAAACUGAAUGUUCCAGGAUGCUAUAGACAGAUAUUGAAAUGUCCCCACAAUGUCUCAUACCAACUAAAGGAAGAACAUGAUACUGAUGUCAAAAUGGAAGGUUCCCACAUUGAUGAAGCAACUUUAUCUCUUUUGAUCUCUUUUGAUCUUGAUGCUUCGUGUUAUGCUACGGUCUGUCUGAGAGAGAUAAUGAAGCAUGACUUUUAGAACCAUUAGCCUUGAUCUAAUCAUAUCUGUCAUUCUUUAGAAGAGAGGGAGCUAAAAUUUCUGGAGCAUCUACCAUUUACCAGGAGCUUUAUAAUUGUUAUCUCCUGUAAUUACAAAACAUCCUGAGGAACUAGGAAUUUGAUGCUGAUGUUCCAGAGGACAUAGAGCUAGUAAGUGGCAGCGUUUGAAUUUAAGACUGCAAAGCUUAUGUUCCUUCUAUGAUCUAAUGUUUCAGUGACCUUUAUUCUGUGCUAUAAAGUUUACAAUCUUUCUGGACUAUUCAGAGCAUAUAAUACUGCAAGGUAACAUGUAAAAAAAAAAAACAUGUUUGGAGUAAUGUUGAUAUCC
Molecule: messenger RNA, 2556 nt
Organism: Herpailurus yagouaroundi (jaguarundi)
Lineage: Eukaryota; Metazoa; Chordata; Mammalia; Carnivora; Felidae
Gene: PUS7L
Product: pseudouridine synthase 7 like
Exons: 9
Coding region: 109-2208 (699 amino acids)
Biological process (GO): pseudouridine synthesis
Cellular component (GO): nucleus
Molecular function (GO): RNA binding; pseudouridine synthase activity
Source: RefSeq, a predicted model, not a curated record